This is a messenger RNA of Hipposideros armiger (great roundleaf bat), 5388 nucleotides long. It is a transcript of the gene PTPRU, whose product is annotated as protein tyrosine phosphatase receptor type U. Gene Ontology annotation, molecular function: protein tyrosine phosphatase activity; protein binding. The transcript has 31 exons. The coding region runs from base 97 to 4290 and encodes 1397 amino acids. The record is from RefSeq and is a predicted model, not a curated record. Gene Ontology annotation, cellular component: membrane. Lineage: Eukaryota; Metazoa; Chordata; Mammalia; Chiroptera; Hipposideridae. Gene Ontology annotation, biological process: protein dephosphorylation.
CGGCGCUGCUUCGCUCCGGCUCUGGCUCGCCUCGGGCUCGGCUCGGGCUCCGGCGGCGCCCCCCGCGCCGGGCCCCGGGGCAGGCAGCGGUGCAUUAUGGCCCGCGCCCAAGCUCUCGUCCUGGCGCUCACCUUCCAGCUCUGCGCGCCGGAGACCGAGACUCCGGCAGCCGGCUGUACCUUCGAGGAGGUGAGUGACCCAGCAGUGCCAUGCGAGUACAGCCAGGCCCAGUAUGAUGACUUCCAGUGGGAGCAAGUGCGGAUCCACCCUGGUACCCGGGCUCCUGCAGACCUGCCCCACGGCUCCUACUUGAUGGUCAAUGCUUCCCAGCAUGCCCCAGGCCAGCGAGCCCAUGUCAUCUUCCAGAGCCUGAGCGAGAAUGAUACCCACUGCGUGCAGUUUAGCUACUUCCUGUACAGCAGGGAUGGGCACAGCCCGGGCACCUUGGGUAUCUACGUGCGUGUCAAUGGGGGUCCCCUGGGCAGCGCUGUCUGGAAUAUGACUGGAUCCCAUGGCCGUCAGUGGCACCAGGCUGAGCUGGCUGUCAGCACCUUCUGGCCCAAUGAAUAUCAGGUGCUGUUUGAGGCCCUCAUCUCUCCAGACCGCAGCGGCUACAUGGGCCUCGAUGACAUCCUGCUUCUCAGCUACCCCUGCGCAAAGGCCCCUCACUUCUCCCGCCUGGGCGACGUGGAGGUCAACGCGGGCCAGAACGCCUCGUUCCAGUGUAUGGCGACUGGCAGAGCUACGGAGGCAGAGCGCUUCCUCCUGCAGCGGCAGAGCGGGGCGCUGGUGCCUGCGGCGGGAGUGCGGCACAUCAGCCACCGUCGCUUCCUGGCCACCUUCCCGCUGGCCGCCGUGGGCCGCGCGGAGCAGGACCUGUACCGCUGCGUGUCCCAGGCCCCGCGCGGCGCAGGCGUCUCCAACUUCGCAGAGCUCAUCGUCAAGGAACCCCCCACUCCCAUUGCACCCCCGCAGCUGCUGCGCGCGGGUCCCACCUACCUCAUCAUCCAGCUCAAUACCAACUCCAUCAUUGGCGAUGGCCCGAUCGUGCGCAAGGAGAUAGAGUAUCGCAUGUCGCGUGGCCCGUGGGCGGAGGUGCAUGCCGUCAGCCUACAGACCUACAAACUGUGGCACCUGGACCCCGACACCGAGUACGAGAUCAGCGUGCUGCUCACGCGCCCGGGGGACGGCGGCACUGGCCGCCCUGGGCCGCCCCUGGUCAGCCGCACCAAGUGCGCAGACAACCAGACUGUCCGGGAGUGUGUGAAGAUGGAGCGGGGUGUCAGCCGCUACACCAUCAAGAACCUGCUGCCCUACCGGAAUGUUCACGUCCGGCUCGUCCUUACUAACCCCGAGGGGCGCAAGGAGGGCAAGGAGCUCACCUUCCAGACAGACGAGGACGUACCUGGCGGGAUCGCAGCCGAAUCCCUGACCUUCACUCCCCUGGAGGACAUGAUCUUCCUCAAGUGGGAGGAGCCCCAGGAACCCAAUGGUCUCAUCACUCAGUAUGAGAUCAGCUACCAGAGCAUCGAGUCAUCAGAUCCAGUGGUAAACGUGCCAGGCCCACGACGCACCAUCUCCAAGCUCCGUAAUGAGACCUACCAUGUCUUCUCCAACCUGCACCCAGGCACCACCUACCUGUUCUCUGUGAGGGCCCGCACAGGCAAAGGCUUCGGCCAAGCAGCACUCACUGAGAUCACCACCAACAUCUCAGCUCCCAGCUUUGAUUAUGCGGACAUGCCGUCUCCCCUGGGCGAGUCUGAGAACACCAUCACCGUGCUGCUGAGGCCGGCACAGGGCCGUGGUGCGCCCAUCAGUGUGUACCAGGUGAUCGUGGAGGAGGAGAGGCCUCGGAGGCUGCGGCGCGAGCCAGGUGGCCAGGACUGCUUCCCAGUGCCGCUGACCUUCGACGCAGCGUUGGCCCGCGGUUUGGUGCAUUACUUCGGGGCCGAACUGGCCGCCACCAGUUUGCCUGAGGCUAUGCCCUUCACUGUGGGUGACAACCAGACCUAUCGCGGCUUCUGGAACCCACCGCUUGAGCCUAGAAAGGCCUACCUCAUCUACUUCCAGGCAACAAGCCACCUGAAGGGGGAGACCCGGCUGAAUUGCAUCCGCAUUGCCAGGAAAGCUGCCUGUAAGGAAAGCAAGCGGCCCCUGGAGGUAUCCCAGAGAUCGGAGGAGAUGGGGCUCAUCCUGGGCAUCUGUGCGGGGGGACUUGCUGUCCUCAUCCUCCUCUUGGGGGCCAUCAUUAUCAUCAUCCGCAAGGGGAGAGACCACUAUGCCUACUCCUACUACCCGAAGCCAGUGAACAUGACCAAGGCAACCGUCAACUACCGCCAGGAGAAGACACACAUGAUGAGCGCUGUGGACCGGAGCUUCACGGACCAGAGCACCCUUCAGGAGGACGAGCGGCUGGGACUCUCCUUCAUGGAUGCCCAUGGCUACAGCCCCCGGGGGGACCAGCGUGGUGGUGGGGUCACUGAGGCCAGCAGCCUUCUGGGGGGCUCACCGCGGCGUCCGUGUGGCCGGAAGGGCUCCCCGUAUCACACGGGGCAGCUGCAUCCUGCAGUGCGUGUGGCCGACCUCCUGCAGCAUAUCAACCAGAUGAAGACGGCUGAGGGCUACGGCUUCAAGCAGGAGUACGAGAGCUUCUUUGAAGGCUGGGAUGCCACAAAGAAGAAAGACAAGGUCAAGAGUGGCCGGCAGGAGCCGUUGCCUGCCUAUGAUCGGCACCGAGUGAAGCUGCACCCAAUGCUGGGAGACCCCGACGCCGACUACAUUAACGCCAACUACAUAGACGGUUACCACAGGUCAAACCACUUCAUAGCUACUCAAGGGCCGAAGCCCGAGAUGGUCUACGACUUCUGGCGCUUGGUGUGGCAGGAGCACUGUUCCAGCAUCGUCAUGAUCACGAAGCUGGUGGAGGUGGGCAGGGUGAAGUGCUCACGGUACUGGCCGGAGGACUCAGACAUGUACGGGGACAUCAAGAUCACGCUGGUGAAGACGGAGACUCUUGCCGAAUACGUCGUGCGCACCUUUGCCCUGGAGCGGAGAGGCUACUCUGCCCGGCACGAGGUCCGCCAGUUCCACUUCACGGCGUGGCCGGAGCACGGCGUCCCCUACCACGCCACGGGGCUGCUGGCCUUCAUCCGGCGCGUGAAAGCCUCCACCCCGCCUGAUGCUGGGCCCAUUGUCAUCCACUGCAGCGCGGGCACCGGUCGUACAGGUUGCUACAUCGUUCUGGAUGUGAUGCUGGACAUGGCCGAGUGUGAGGGCGUCGUGGACAUUUACAACUGCGUGAAGACCCUCUGUUCCCGGCGUGUCAACAUGAUCCAGACUGAGGAGCAGUAUAUUUUCAUCCAUGAUGCAAUCCUGGAGGCCUGCCUGUGUGGGGAGACCACCAUCCCUGUCAGUGAAUUCAAGGCCACCUAUAAGGAGAUGAUCCGCAUUGACCCUCAGAGCAAUUCCUCCCAGCUGCGGGAAGAGUUCCAGACGCUGAACUCGGUCACACCGCCACUGGAUGUGGAGGAGUGCAGCAUUGCCCUGCUGCCCCGAAACCGUGACAAGAACCGCAGCAUGGACGUCCUGCCACCCGACCGCUGCCUGCCCUUCCUCAUCUCCACCGAUGGGGACCCCAACAACUACAUCAAUGCGGCCCUGACUGACAGCUACACACGGAGCGCAGCCUUCAUCGUGACCCUGCACCCGCUGCAGAGCACCACUCCAGACUUCUGGCGGCUGGUCUAUGACUACGGCUGCACCUCCAUUGUCAUGCUUAACCAGCUGCACCAGUCCAACUCCGCCUGGCCGUGCCUGCAGUACUGGCCAGAGCCCGGCCGGCAGCAGUAUGGACUCAUGGAGGUGGAGUUCGUGUCGGGCACCGCGAACGAAGACUUGGUGGCACGUGUCUUCCGGGUGCAGAACAUCUCUCGGCUGCAGGAGGGGCACCUGCUGGUACGACACUUCCAGUUCCUGCGCUGGUCCGCGUACCGGGACACACCUGACUCCAAGAAGGCCUUCCUGCACCUGCUGGCCGAGGUGGACAAGUGGCAGGCAGAGAGCGGGGACGGGCGCACUGUUGUGCACUGCCUAAACGGGGGCGGCCGCAGCGGUACCUUCUGCGCCUGCGCCACAGUCCUGGAGAUGAUCCGCUGCCACAACCUGGUGGACGUUUUCUUUGCUGCCAAAACGCUUAGGAACUACAAACCCAAUAUGGUGGAGACCCUGGAUCAGUACCACUUUUGCUAUGAUAUGGCCCUGGAGUACCUGGAAGGGCUGGAGUCAAGAUAGCGGGGGCCCCUGGCCUGGAGCACCCACUGUGCACUCAGGGUCAGGCCCACCAUCCUGGACUGACGAGGAAGACCUGUGCCCUCAACUCUGCUGAACCACAACCCCUCCCAGGGAAAGCACUGGAGUGGGCAAUGGGCCAUCUUGGUGCCGCCUUCCACUGUGGGCAGGGCCUUUUGCCAUGUAUCGUGGGCAGGCUGUGGACCAGGAGGAGCUUAGCAAGACUGCAGCCCAGCCCACUUGUAUAGAGUCCUGCAGGCCUGUGCUGAGAGGCCUGGCACUGCCUGGCAUAGUGACAGGGGCUCAUAACGGCUUGCUCUGGGGGACCUAGGCCCAAGCCUCUGUACCCCAGCCCUUGGUGGAAUGUGUACCAGAACAAGGUUGCACCCAGUGUGGCUCAACAUGGGCAGACAGUGCACUUGGCUUGGCAGCUACAAUACCAUCUGGCCCAGCCCCUGAGGGUUCUGGGGAGCCCGGGCUCUGUCCUGAUUUGCCUGUGGGCACAUCAGACUGGGCUUCCCCAGGGGGAACUGCAGCCCCUCCUGCACCCGCUGCCCCCUGCAGCCCCUGGGAUAUUUUGCUCACAACCCUUCCCACUUCUGCUUCCCUAAUGUGCGCUCUGGACCAGGACCUGCCCAUCCCUACCCUGCCCUACAUGGGGCCCCUUCCCUGCCUGACCCAAUGUCUGCAGAAUAGAAUGAUGUCACCUCAGGCCCCUCUGCCUAUAAUUUUCAGGCCACACUGGCUGGGUCCACACAGCUUGGGCCAGUGACAACAAGGCUGAACAACAGCCCCUGUGACUCCUGGUCAGGCUGCCCACUGGGGAGGGCACUAGUGGAUCACGAGUGCCCACAACCCCUAGAGUUUGAAGGUAUAUUUUGGGAUGGAGAAAUAAUGCUUUUUGUUUAUUUUGUUAUUUUUUUGAUGGGUGGGUGGGAAGAUCUCUUUAAAAUGGGGCAGGCCACACCCCCAUUCCGUGCCUCAAUUUCCCCAUCUGUAAACUGUAGAUACGACUACUGACCUACCUCGCAGGGGGCUGUGGGGAGGCAUAAGCGGAUGUUUGUAAAGCGCUUUGUAAAUAAAUGUGCUCUCUGAAUGCCA